CUGCAUUCCACGUGUUCCUCUUUGCUCCAUCUUCUCAACGGUGUCGUUUGCUUCAUUUUGAUGAAGAAGAAAACUCUUCUUCUGUUAUCUUUUUCCAGAUUUUUGCACAGCCUUCGCCUCUCUGAGAAAUAACAAGAUCCGACCUUUGCAUCCUUCAACUGCAACUCCCUAGGUGAGUGGUUCUAUGGAUGCUUUGGAUUUAAUUCAUUCCGAUAAUCAGUAAUUGAAAUUUCUUUUUUUGGUUCAGUGGAUCAUUGUUCCGUGAUUUCUACUCUCUUCGUCGGCUGAUUUUCCACCUGGAUCUGCUGGAGCUCUCUCUCGGAAUAAGCCACGAUCAGAACCCUGAGCGACCAGUCCCUUUCUCUCUUCAACGUUGGUGAGCCAGAUCUGCCGGUUCGGUGUGAUUCUGUUCUCUCUUUUUGGCUCUUUUGUUUUUAGGAAAUGUAAAUAUUGAAUCCUUUCGCUUUCCCCUUCCACUUGCAGAUUUGCAGCCAUGACGACUGAUCGAUGGUCCGUAUACCUGCCAGUGGUGAUCAGAACUCCAUUCCAUCUUUUUUCUUCCCCUUUCUAACCCCCUGUUAUCUAUCCCAGUUUUCACUUUUCUCAUCUGUAUUUUAUUCACACCUGUGGAGGGUCUUCGUGGAUUUUGGUGUACACAAUUAGAGAAGGAAGCAGCAGGUUAUGGAUCUUAGUACGCGAUUCCCUGCAUCAAUUCCUAACAGAACCAUUGUUAGGAGCUUCGUUCGGCGCCGCAAUCUGUUUCGCUUCUACCCCGAAUUCUCUGCAGAAUUCUGGAAUUGGAUUGUCUAACUCUGGAGUUCCUCUCUUCUGGCUGGCUUAGGGUUUGACGUCAGGAGCUUGAUUAGGUGGACAGGGGAGGAAUCUUCUGAUGAUGUUGUCGAAUCAGUUGCAGAAUGGAAUGGAGACCGCUAAUCUGUUGUGGUCUCGGAUACCUAACUCGGAGGGCGGGGAGCUCGAUGGAGGGACGCUAUUGAGCACCAGCGAUGGCGGAAAUGUUGAAAGUCUUGAUUAUGAAGUAAUUGAGAACUACGAGUAUCGAGAAGAGCAGGCACAAAGAGGGAAGCUUUACGUUGGAUUUAUUGUAGUGGUGAAGUGGUUCUUUGCUUUGCUUAUUGGAAUUGGCCCAAUUUAAUUCCACCCCAAUCCCCAUGAUGCUGCUACGACCAAACAAUUUGCAACGGAGGAUAAACCAGAAAGCCCAGCCCAAUUCCUCACCCAGUGGCGGACCCAGAAAUUUUUCAUAGGAGUGUACUCUUUUAAAAAAUAAAUUAAAUAAUUAAUAAAAAUAAAAUCGUAAAUAUGAAAAUACCUUACUCGUACAGGUUAAAUAAGUCCAUGAUGUGUUUUCAUAUUCGAAAAUAAUUGUAGAAUACACUUGGUGUUAUAGUGUUAAAAAAAUUCUCCAUAUACCCUACUAGACAAUCAUUCAGGAACUUAUCGCAUAUUCGAUUUGUAAACUUGUUCUUGAUGUAUCCCAAAGCUGAAAGACUCUUCAACACUUGCCGUACAAUCAUAAAAUCAAUACAAAUUAAGGGUAGAUUGAAAUAAUUAAAGAUAGGGAAUGAU
Molecule: messenger RNA, 1587 nt
Organism: Linum trigynum
Lineage: Eukaryota; Viridiplantae; Streptophyta; Magnoliopsida; Malpighiales; Linaceae
Source: the annotation of a GenBank genome assembly